GUAGUGUUUAUUUGCUCUUGUGCCUACCUAAACUGUUAUGUACUAGUCCCCUUAAACAAAUGACCAGUGCCUGCAAGCGUAAAGACUACCUUUCUUGGGAUGAUUAUUUUAUAAGUGUCGCAUUUCUCUCCUCAAUGCGAUCGAAGGAUCCACAUACCCAAGUGGGCGCCUGUAUUGUGAAUCCUGAAAAUAAAAUUGUGGGUAUUGGCUAUAACGGAAUGCCGAAUGGGUGCAGCGACGAUGUACUCCCCUGGAGCCAAGAAGGUCCUUUUUUAGAAACAAAAUAUCCCUACGUGUGUCACGCAGAACUGAACGCCAUACUCAACAAGAACAGCGCUAGUGUGAAAGGCUGUCGCAUGUACGUGGGGGACUUUCCUUGCAACGAGUGCUGCAAGUUGAUCAUCCAAGCGGGCUUAGUGGAAGUCGUCUACAAUAAGGACACAUCACCGAAGCAUCCACCGUACGUCGCUGCCAGGCGUCUGCUUGAACUGGCCGGUGUCUCCUACAGGCAGUACACUCCCACCGUUCCCCACGUGAAUAUCGUGUUUGCCAAGGCAUCCCAGUGAUAAGCCCAUAGUCUUGAAUGUAAUUCGACGUGCUACGUGAACUUUUUCUUUUAGAGAAUCUUAUCAAGUUAACUCAAUCUUGGCGCGGAAAA
This is a messenger RNA of Zophobas morio, 658 nucleotides long. Its product is annotated as deoxycytidylate deaminase-like. The record is from RefSeq and is a predicted model, not a curated record. Gene Ontology annotation, molecular function: zinc ion binding; hydrolase activity. The transcript has 8 exons. NCBI's taxonomy places the organism in Eukaryota, Metazoa, Arthropoda, Insecta, Coleoptera, Tenebrionidae. The coding region runs from base 60 to 566 and encodes 168 amino acids.